AUGAAAGAUCUCCCACGCCUUCUCUCCGAAAUCCCGGGUAUCAAACACACAUUGUAUGCGGAUGAUAUCACUGUCUGGUGCAACUCGGGCAGUGACGCCGAGAUCGAGGAGCGUCUUCAAGCAGCAGCGGACACGGUGGACCAGUACGCAAGGGAAAGAGGCCUCCAGUGUGCGCCGGAAAAGUCCGAGUUGCUCAUCCUGAAGAACCCGAGGACACCCCUGGCGCAGAACAUCACGGUGUAUAUAGACAACCACUCAGUACCGAAACCCACGGAGAUCAAGAUCCUAGGGCUGUAUAUCCCGCAGGGGCGACAGAACACCACCACUGUGAAGAAGCUUACAACAUCCACCGAGCAAAUCCUCCGGAUGAUGCAUCGUAUUAGAAAUAAGCACCAUGGCAUGAAGGAAAGGGACGCCAUCCGCUUAGUGCAGGCUUUCGUGAUUUCUCGGAUAAUGUACGGGACGGCAUUUCUUAACCUCUCCAAGUCGGAAAUUGAAAAGUUGGAGACGCUGAUCCGGAAGGCCUACAAAACGGCACUGGGGCUACCAAACUCCACGCCAACGGCAAAGCUCAUGGCUCUAGGAGUACAUAAUACCCUGAAAGAGAUUUACUCGCUGCCUUCAUCCCCGGUUUGCGGUGCGCUGUUCCACUGGAUUCGCAUGGCGAACCUAUCGUUCAUGGUUCUGAGGCCGGCAAAUUCGCUGAGCCUGUUCCCGCCACACUUCACCCGGAGCAAAGCCGCCAUCAAAUCUACAUCUGGAGCGACACCCCAUUUGUAUCUUCGGCUCAUCACUGUGCAACCGCGACAGCAUCGACAGCGCCAGCAGCGGGACGCUUAA
Molecule: messenger RNA, 840 nt
Organism: Dermacentor albipictus
Lineage: Eukaryota; Metazoa; Arthropoda; Arachnida; Ixodida; Ixodidae
Source: RefSeq, a predicted model, not a curated record